Messenger RNA from Suillus fuscotomentosus, 696 nucleotides. RefSeq lists its product as uncharacterized. The transcript is spliced from 2 exons. Lineage: Eukaryota; Fungi; Basidiomycota; Agaricomycetes; Boletales; Suillaceae. The record is from RefSeq and is a predicted model, not a curated record. Bases 1 to 696 code for a protein of 231 amino acids.
AUGCAAGCAUCUACCAGUAGGUCACUGCCCGCCGAUAUAGGACCUGAGGCCGAGGACAACAGGAAGACGGAGACAGAGGUGGCAGCCAACAGCACCGGCAGCGAUGUCGAGAUUCUUGAGAACCAGCUGGAUGCCAGGGCCAAUGUGCAACACGCUACAUCCUCAACCGCCGCCGAUGCACAGGCAACCGCAACCACCGCCAACGAUGUGCAAGCAACCGCCACCACUCGGGCAACCACCGUCACUUGGGCAACCACCGCCACUCGGGCAGCCCCCGCCGCUCGGGCAGCCGCCAAUGCGCUGGCCUCCGCCGCCGCGCUGGUGGCCUUCUCUGCUGUGCGCGCGGCCGUGCGGGCAAUAUUUGUACGGUUUGUGAUCAGCAAGGCUCUGGGAGUUUCGCUGCAGCAGGACUCGAGCUGCAUGCUGACCGCUGGAAGGAUGUUCGUGUACGGGCGGCAAGGCGGUCGAAGUCACUCAGCACCCUCCAACCACACCGUCCACUACCUCCUACACAGCGCUCAUCGUAACGGCACUCAUGUCAUUUGCCUCACUCAUCUACAGCGCCUGUACCAUCCUCAUGAUACCGGACAUUUCUUUACAACAGAUCCAACAUCUCGUUUCAACCGAACCAACACUCCGACCGGCGCUACCUCUCUGUCGGCAUUCUCUUCAGCGUCUCUGCAAAUCUCUCAUUGA